Messenger RNA from Salvia miltiorrhiza (redroot sage), 1888 nucleotides. Its product is annotated as pumilio homolog 1-like. Bases 53 to 1468 code for a protein of 471 amino acids. Gene Ontology annotation, molecular function: mRNA binding. The transcript is spliced from 8 exons. Gene Ontology annotation, cellular component: cytoplasm. Lineage: Eukaryota; Viridiplantae; Streptophyta; Magnoliopsida; Lamiales; Lamiaceae. The record is from RefSeq and is a predicted model, not a curated record. Gene Ontology annotation, biological process: post-transcriptional regulation of gene expression.
CCAAUAUCUAAUAUCAAAUGGCUAUUCUUCUGCAGCUCUUGAUAAUCAACGAAUGCAUGGGGAAUCUUUAGCAAAUUCACCAGUUGAGUUUCUUGGGCAUCAGAAUGCUUACUAUGAAGAGUUGUUUCGGAGGUCACAGUAUGGCUCGCAUUUUGGAAAAUCUAGCACUAUGAACAAUGGUUUCCAUGGAAAUUCUGCAUUUGGUCUUGGUAUUCCUCAUCGUGGAAAUCUGAUCAGGUCUCCGAUGUUCCCUAACACCCCCAUUGCAUCGGGUGGCCCUGACAGGAGCAUGGAACAGAUCGUGCGUUUUCCUUCCACUUUAAGGAACAUGGCUGGCAAUUUUGGGGGACCAUGGCCUUCAGGACCUGGCUGUAAUUUGGAGGAAAGCUUUGCAGCUUCCUUGUUGGACGAGUUCAAGGGAAAUAAAACUAGGUGUCUUGAGCUUGCAGAGAUUGCUGGCCAUGUUGUUGAGUUCAGUGCGGACCAGUUUGGAAGUCGCUUUAUUCAACAGAAGCUUGAAACUGCCAGCGCACAAGAGAAGAACAUGAUUUUCCUUGAAAUUAUGCCCCAAGCUCUUUCCCUUAUGACAGAUGUCUUUGGUAACUAUGUGAUUCAGAAGUUUUUAGAGCAUGGAAGUGCUUCCCAGAUUAGACAACUGGCUGAGCAGCUAAUCGGGCAUGUUCUGACCCUUAGCCUCCAAAUGUAUGGCUGUCGUGUCAUACAGAAGGCACUGGAGGUUAUUGAACUCGACCAGAAGAAGGAAAUGGUUGCGGAGCUUGAUGGUCAUGUAUUGCGCUGUGUGCGUGAUCAAAACGGGAAUCAUGUCAUACAAAAAUGUAUUGAAUGUGUUCCUGAAAAUGCCAUUGAGUUUAUUGUUACUACAUUCUAUGAUCAAGUUGUUACAUUGUCUACCCAUCCGUAUGGUUGUCGGGUGAUACAGAGAGUCUUGGAGCAUUGUGACAGUCCCAAAACUCAGACUGUAGUGAUGAAUGAGAUUAUGCAUUCUGUUUGUAUGUUGGCUCAAGAUCAAUAUGGAAAUUAUGUCAUUCAGCAUGUACUAGAACAUGGAAAGCCUUCUGAGCGAUCUGCUAUAAUUCGCCAAUUAAUUGGGAAGAUUGUAGAGAUGAGCCAGCAGAAGUUUGCUUCCAAUGUAAUAGAGAAAUGCUUAUCUUUUGGAACACAUGAAGAACGUCAGGCCUUGGUACACGAGAUGCUUGGUAGCACUGAUGAAAAUGAGCCUCUCCAGGUAAUGAUGAAAGAUCAGUUCGCAAACUAUGUUGUUCAGAAAGUGCUGGAGACGUGUGAUGACCAGCAACUUGAACUGUUACUUAACCGAAUAAAAGUUCAUUUGAAUGCUCUUAAGAAAUAUACUUAUGGGAAGCAUAUAGUUGCACGUGUAGAGAAGCUUGUGGCUACUGGAGAGAGGAGGAUCAAUGCCCUGUCUUCAUAUUCUGCGCAAGGAGAAUGAAGAAGGAACUUUGUACAGCUAACUGAGAAUAGUAUGAGCUUGUUUGAUAGUCUUUCUAAUACUAGAAAUGUGACUUUCUGUCGUUUCCCUAACAGACAGAGAUGUUUGGAAUAAAUAAUGCUGUUUGUACUUCUGAAGUUGUACAUUCUUAGUUAUCAGGAUAUACCUAGAGUGAGAUUCAUGAGGCUUAGAUGGUAAUCAUACCAGGUUGCCUUUCGAUGAGAUAUGUUUCUGGUACUAGUUGAGGGUGUAAAGAGAGGGGGAAACUGAAUGUGUUGUGAUCGUGACUGUACAAAUGUGGCCUUAUGCAGAGUUGUAGUAUUAAUAACUUAGGAGAGCCCCGUUUUUCCUAUAUGUAUGGAUUCAUAAUGUUUUUGUUUUGAUUAGAAACUUAAAUCCCAAUAUAUUUCAUGUUGUUUU